This is a messenger RNA of Protopterus annectens (West African lungfish), 2088 nucleotides long. RefSeq names its product Sp1 transcription factor (gene SP1). Gene Ontology annotation, biological process: regulation of transcription by RNA polymerase II. Gene Ontology annotation, molecular function: RNA polymerase II cis-regulatory region sequence-specific DNA binding; DNA-binding transcription factor activity, RNA polymerase II-specific. The record is from RefSeq and is a predicted model, not a curated record. Lineage: Eukaryota; Metazoa; Chordata; Ceratodontiformes; Protopteridae.
UGGGCGUUGAAAUGAAAUCUGUUGAGAUAGUGAGUAAAUGAGUUGCCAAUCAUGCCAGGGUGGCUUCCCCCUCUAUUACUGGUUGGGUUAGGUUGCCGUGUCACCAAGUUGAUGUCAGCCCAAGAAAGUAGAGUGAUACCCACAGUUAGUAAUAAUGAGUGACCAGGAUCAUCAGGAAGACAUGGCCGCCGCUCGAUCGGAGAGUGGUGGUGGCUACGGUCAGAGCCGAACCUCAAACCAGGACUCGCAGCCGUCCCCCCUCGCUCUGUUGGCAGCCACUUGCAGUAGGAUUGAGUCUCCGAAUGAAAAUGCGAACUCCCAGGGGCAGAACCAGGGUGGCGCCACCGCCGAACUCGACCUUAGCACCGCGCAGAUCACCCAAACAGCCAACGGCUGGCAGAUCAUCUCAACAGCUCAUGCGAACAGCAGUAAUAGUUGCACUCCAACAUCUAAGGAACAACCUGGAGAUUCCUCCACCCCAAAGAAUCGCAUCGUUACUACUUCAGGCCAGUAUGGAAUGGCUACUGCAACACAGAACUUGCAAAAUCAGCAGGUACUGGCCAGUUUGUCUGGAGUUCUGCCAAAUAUUCAGUAUCAGGUGAUACCUCAGUUUCAGACAGUGGAUGGGCAGCAGCUCCAGUUUGCUGCUGCCCCCGUACAGGUCAGUGUGCAACAGGAUGCUUCUGGCCAGUUUCAAAUAAUCCCUGGGACUAGUCAGCAAAUCAUUGCUACCAAUAGGACUGGGGGUAACAUAAUAGCAGCUAUGCCUAAUAUAAUACAACAAAGUAUGCCGCUUCAGAGUGUUGGUAUUACCAACAAUGUCCUUUCUGGUCAGACUCAAUACUUGGCAAAUGUUCCAGUGGCUAUAAAUGGUAAUAUUACAUUGCUACCUGUAAAUGCUGCUUCUCUGACUCCAAGCAGCACUCACACAGUAACCAUUGGUGAUAGUAGCUCUCAGGAGGCCAGUUCACAGGCAUCAGUUCCUGGAACUACUAGUACAGCCAGCAAUUUGGCAACAUCUAGUGGUGGGACUUUUUUCUCUAAUGCCAACAGUUUUUCCACUGCAGCAACAACAAGUAGCAUGGGGAUGGUGACUUUUUCAGGGAGUGGGACAUCUGUUGCAAGUGGCCAAGUUCAAACCCAGCAGAGAGUCAAUAACUGCCAAAAUUCUGAGACGACUUCAGUCCAGCAGAACCAGCUGUCGAACAUCUUACUGCAGCAGAAAGAUGGAGAGCAGAGUCAACCUCAGCAACAGCAAAUCGUCAUGCAGCCACAAAUCCUGCAGACAGGUCAAGCGGUUCAAACUCUUCAGACUUCACAAAUGACUGGUCAGACAUUUACUACCCAAGCAAUAACUCAGGAUGCUUUACAGAAUCUCCAGAUUCAAACUGUGCCUAAUCCAAGUCAGAUUCUGAUUCGUACUGUUGGUCCAAAUGGGCAAGUUAGCUGGCAGACCCUCCAGGUGCAGAAUCCUCAAGCACAGACUAUCACUUUAGCUCCAGUGCAGACCAGUGUGCCUUUUAGCCAGACAGGCAGUGGUACUACAUUCACACCAAUAGCCUCAACAUCUCUGCCUGCAGGCACUGUAACUGUGAAUGCUGCUCACUUGUCUUCUGUACCAGGCUUGCAGACGGGCUUGCAGACCAUUAAUCUUAGUACUUUGGGAGCAUCUGGGAUUCUGCAGGGAGUUCCUCUUGCAAUAACCAACACUACUGGAGACCACAGCACACAAAUUGGCCUUCAUGGGGCUUCAGGUGACUUGAUGAAUGAGGAGGGCACUGCAAUGGAGGAAGGAGAGACAAGUCCAGAUCCUCAGCCUCAGCAAGGACGGAGACUACGGAGAGAAGCUUGCACUUGCCCUUACUGCAAAGAGGGUGAAGGCAGAAGCUCUUCAGACCCUGGAAAGAAGAAGCAGCAUAUCUGUCACAUGCCAGGCUGUGGGAAGGUGUAUGGGAAGACCUCGCAUCUAAGGGCCCAUCUGCGGUGGCAUACGGGAGAACGACCAUUUGUGUGCUCAUGGAUGUAUUGUGGAAAACGUUUCACAAGGAGUGAUGAGCUGCAGAGGCACAAACGUACACACACAGGUGA